Messenger RNA from Thunnus maccoyii (southern bluefin tuna), 1277 nucleotides. It is a transcript of the gene sod2, whose product is annotated as superoxide dismutase 2, mitochondrial. Gene Ontology annotation, biological process: superoxide metabolic process. Lineage: Eukaryota; Metazoa; Chordata; Actinopteri; Scombriformes; Scombridae. The transcript has 5 exons. The record is from RefSeq and is a predicted model, not a curated record. Gene Ontology annotation, molecular function: superoxide dismutase activity; metal ion binding. Gene Ontology annotation, cellular component: mitochondrion. The coding region runs from base 116 to 793 and encodes 225 amino acids.
ACGGUCGCCUGCUCUGUCAGGUUGAAAUCGCACAUUUCAAGGGCAGUUACACUGUUUCAUCAGAAGAAGGAUAGUUGUACUCUGUCCUGUGUUGCCUGCGAGCCAAACCGUGAACAUGCUUUGCAGAGUUGGUCAAAUACGCAGGUGCGCAGCCAGCCUCAGCCAAACCAUAAACCAGGUAGCUGCAUCAAGGCAGAAGCACACGCUCCCCGACCUGACCUACGACUAUGGUGCCCUGGAGCCUCACAUUAACGCAGAGAUAAUGCAGCUGCACCAUAGCAAGCACCAUGCCACAUACGUUAACAACCUCAACGUUACAGAGGAGAAAUAUCAAGAGGCGCUCGCAAAGGGGGAUGUGACAUCACAGGUCGCCCUUCAGGCUGCUCUGAAGUUUAAUGGAGGAGGCCACAUUAACCACACUAUCUUCUGGACAAACCUCUCUCCAAAUGGUGGAGGCGAGCCACAGGGGGAGCUGAUGGAGGCCAUCAAGCGGGACUUUGGCUCCUUCCAGAAGAUGAAAGAGAGGAUGACUGCUGCUACGGUGGCAGUGCAGGGCUCAGGCUGGGGCUGGCUGGGCUUUGACAAGGAUAGCGGAAGACUGCGUAUCGCUGCUUGUGCUAACCAGGAUCCUCUGCAGGGGACCACAGGUCUCAUCCCCCUCCUUGGUAUCGAUGUAUGGGAGCAUGCCUACUACCUUCAGUACAAGAAUGUGCGGCCGGACUAUGUUAAGGCUAUCUGGAAUGUCGUCAACUGGGAGAACGUCAGCGAGCGUCUCCAGACUGCCAAAAAGUAGAAUCUAAUCCUCAAUCAUCCACACUACCACCCUGUCCUGGACCUGGAUAAAAUAGUAGUUGCAAAUAAUUAUUAGUUACCUUGUAUGGAGCAUGGAGUGGUGGUGCUGUUUUGUCUCCAGACUGUAGAUAAGUCAGACUUGGUCAGUUGAAUUAAAGUUGGUAAAUUAACUUUAAAAUACUUUCUACAUUGGUGCAGGUUGCAUUGUCUUCCACCUACACAGGCUGAAACAAACAUUAAAUUUUAUUUGCAAGUGCUUUUUACCUCAGGUCUGCUCCCAGCCUCCUGUCUGUUUGCAAAGCGCACAAAAAUGGCCACCUUUCACAUGAAGGCUGGCUAGUGUUAAUCAAAAUAGAUGUCACAUAAGCAGAGUGCAUAUUCAGUGAGAUGUGUAUUUGUCAGAAUAAGUCACUCUAAAUUCAGCUAAUGUUAUUGCAGUCCAUGUUUUCGAUGUAUUAUAAUAAAACUAUAGGAUUUCAAUUGUA